This is a messenger RNA of Phaeoacremonium minimum UCRPA7, 2613 nucleotides long. RefSeq names its product putative wd repeat-containing protein 70 protein. Bases 1 to 2613 code for a protein of 870 amino acids. Gene Ontology annotation, cellular component: site of double-strand break; nucleus. Gene Ontology annotation, biological process: regulation of DNA double-strand break processing. NCBI's taxonomy places the organism in Eukaryota, Fungi, Ascomycota, Sordariomycetes, Togniniales, Togniniaceae. The transcript is spliced from 3 exons. Gene Ontology annotation, molecular function: protein binding. The record is from RefSeq and is a predicted model, not a curated record.
AUGGCUUACACCCAGCAAAAAGCUCGAAAACUCGGCGUUCCCAUCUAUCAACUCCUCGGAGGCAAGGUACGGGACAAGAUCAAGGUGUACGCGUGGAUUGGUGGUGACAGACCUAAUGAGGUUGCUGAAGCAGUGAAGACGAGAAAGGCACAGGGAUUUCUUUCCGUGAAAAUGAACGGCACGGAAGAUCUCGGGUGGUUAGACAGCCCAGCGGCACUCCAUAGCUCUGUCCAGCGCCUCAAGACAGUCAAGGAACUAGGUAUGGACGCAGGAGUUGACUUCCACGGCCGAGUGCACAAACCGAUGGCGGCACAGCUAGCAAAGGCUCUCGAACCUCAUCAGCCAAUGUUCAUUGAGGAACCUCUGCUCUCUGAGCAUCCAGGAGGAAUUAAAGCUCUUUCGGAAAAGACCUCGAUCCCCAUCGCUCUCGGCGAGCGGCUACAUAGCCGUUGGGAUGUGCGCCCGUUCCUUGAGGCAAAUUGCAUCGACAUAUUGCAGCCAGACAUUGCUCACUGUGGAGGGAUUUCCGAGCUUCGCAGAAUUGCAGCAAUGGCAGAGACUUAUGAUGUUGCUAUUGCACCUCACUCGCCUCUUGGCCCUAUCGCUUUAGCCGCAAGUGUGCAAGUUGAUACUGUCAUUCCAAACUUUGCGAUUCAGGAAAUGAGUUUGGGUAUUCACUACAACGAAGGGGCCGACCUGACGAGCUAUACAAAGAACCCCGAGGUUUGGCAGCCUACAGAAGGAUACAUCAAGAUCCUUGAUGGACCUGGGCUAGGAAUCGAGGUUGACGAAGAGCAAGUCCGUGCUAUGGCCAAGACACUGGAGGGAAAGAAGGCUUGGACAAAUCCAGCCAUUGAUCUGGGAAAGACGCCAAGGAUGAGCGAUAGCGAAGAGUUUGUGGUUGAAGAACCCGUUCUUGCGGACGACGAUCCGAUGCGCGCGUUCCUGCCAUCAUCCUUUGGGAAGAAGUCGAAGGAGGCAGAUAUCGCUGCUCAGAUCGAUCGCAGCAAAAGAGCUGUGGAAAAGCCACAAGCACCACAGGUGAAACACGAGGUGAAGUCCGAAGACUCAAAGUCUGGUUCUGAUGAGGACAGCGACGAUGACUCGGAUGAGUCUGACGACGAAGAUGAAUACCCCGUAUCCCACGAGCUGGUUCUGAAGACGCACGAGAGAGCCGUAACAAGCGUCUCACUAGAUCCGGCGGGAUCAAGACUGGCAUCGGCUUCUCUCGAUGGCACUAUCAAGCUGCAUGACUUCGCGUCCAUGACACCGACCACCCUGCGCGCAUUCAAGACCGUCGACCCCUACGAAACGAAAGCCUCCGCUGCUUCUGCAGAAUCACAUCCUAUCAAUUUGGUUCAAUUCAACCCUCUUUCUGGCGGCGUGUUCCUAUGCGUUGCGGCGCACCCACAAGCGAAGAUCCUGUCCAGAGACGGGGACAUCCUUACCGAAUUUGUUAAAGGUGAUAUGUACCUAAGAGAUAUGCACAACACCAAGGGCCAUGUUUCAGAGAUCACGACAGGCACGUGGCAUCCUACUGACAAGAAUGUCUGUGUCACGGCAGGAACUGACAGUACGUUGCGAAUAUGGGACAUAAAUAACAAGCGGAGCCAGAAGGAGGUCAUCGUGGUCAAAUCAAAAGCCGCAGGGUCGGCGGGUCGAACAAGGAUGACGGCAGUUGCAUGGGGUACACCGGUACAGGGUGGUAACAAUGUGCUUGUUGCAGCCGCAUUGGACGGAUCUCUGGUGAUGUAUGGAGGCAAUGGGCCAUUCACCCGACCAUCGGCAGAAAUUCGAGAAGCACACAAACCCGACACCUGGACAGGAGGAAUCGACAUUAGCUCCGAUGGUCGAAUGGUGGUUACGAAAGGCGGCGAUGGCUUGAUCAAACUGUGGGAUACACGCAAAUUCAAGGAGCCUCUGGUGACGGUUUCUCACCCCUCGACCUCAGACAGAUUUGCCACAAGCAACAUCAAAUACGCGCCAAAUUCUACCAGUAUAAUCACUGGAUCUGCCUCUGGCCAUCUUCACAUUCUGAAUCCCGGAAACCUAAGGGCAGAGCAUGUCACCUCUAUCACACCGGGCGCUCCUCUGAUUGUGGUAGAUUGGCAUCCAAAAAUAAACCAAAUCGUCACGGGCUCUGCGAAUGCAGAAACCCAUGUACUCUACAAUCCCACCAUGUCGUCAAGGGGAGCUGUUGAGGUCAUGUCGCGAGCUCCGAAGAAGCGGCAUAUUGACGAUAAUCCAGCACUCACCAUGGACCAGAGUCUCGGAAUGUCUGGCGACUCUAUCAUAACCCCCGGUAGUAUGCCUGGACAGAAGAGGACUGGAGUGACAGCGUCAGGCAAAUCAAGAGAUCCUCGACGGCCUCAGAUGCCGCUGCAGACACCGUUCAUGAGAAGCCAGCCGGACGAGAAACACAUUGAGGAGAAUAUCCCGCUCAGUCGCAUGCUUCACGAAGAUCCAAGAGAAGCUCUGCUGAAAUAUGCAGACGUUGCAAAGAAAGACCCGAUGUUCACGGGUGCUUGGAAGACUACACAGCCAGUUACCCAGUAUGCAGAUAUCAGCGAUGAGGAGGAGGAAGGACCAGAUAAGAAGAGAGCCAAGAGGUGA